AAAAUCCAAGCCAAGAGAACAUAUGAGAUGACAUUGCAUUUGCAGCACCCAAACAUCAACAUGGCUGCCAAACUCACUCUAUCUUCUCCCCUUUCCUUCAAAACUUCAUUUCUUCCAAAAUCACCAUCAUUUUCUCCAGGUUUAUGCUCCCCCAGAACUAAUGUUACUGGUGUCAAAGUCCAUGCUAAAUUAGGUGGUGGAGAUGAACAAGCCAAGAACGGAGGCAAGAAGAAAUUCAUAACAAGAGAGGAAGAACCACAACAGUAUUGGCAGACAGCAGGAGAAAGAGAAGGAGAGAAUCCCAUGAAGACUCCUCUUCCUUACAUAAUCAUAUUUGGUAUGUCAACUCCUUUUGUAAUCUUGGCCAUUGCUUUUGCAAAUGGUUGGAUUAAGGUGCCUGUUCGAUGAGACAACACUUUACUUCUCAUUCUCAAACUUCACCAGAGAAAUUCUUUACUUUUUCACAUAUGUUAUGGCUCGUUUUAAUGAACAAAGUUCACUUAUGAAUGUCGGAUUGAGGAAAGCAUAAAUGAGGUUUCUUGUUUCAAGAAUAGCACGUUGGUGAUCCGAACACCGGACCUGCCUGCUAAUAUGAGAUGGUUGGUAAUCCGACUGUUCCAUGGAAAAUUAACAAUGGAAUUUUUUACACCUUAAGUUUUUCUUUCUUUCUGCUCCUUGCUUAUAAAACAGGAAAAAGAAAAUGGGAAGAGGUUUAGAUCGUUGGUAUACUAUAGAACUACUGUUGUUUUUUAUUUAGCAGAAACUAUGGUUGGCAUCUCUAUCUUAUUAGCAAUAUUCAGACGUAAUGAUGUAUAAUGAACAGUUAUGCCUAAUAAUUAAAUAUGAUUGUCAACACUGAUCA
Messenger RNA from Glycine soja, 862 nucleotides. RefSeq lists its product as uncharacterized. The record is from RefSeq and is a predicted model, not a curated record. The transcript has 3 exons. Lineage: Eukaryota; Viridiplantae; Streptophyta; Magnoliopsida; Fabales; Fabaceae. Gene Ontology annotation, cellular component: chloroplast. The coding region runs from base 28 to 408 and encodes 126 amino acids.